AUGAAACUUACUACUCUUCUUUUCCUUUCUGCGUCACUCGCCAGUCUUGCCGGCCGAGCCGGCCAGACUCUGACAAAUCCUGACAACGAUCCUGACUACGAGGAUCCCACGAGCGGAGACAAGACACCCAAGUCGCGAGUCUUGUCCGGCGUGGGCCCCCAAGCAGCUGAUGACCGUUGGUUCGACUGGGACGAGAGCUGUUCUGACAAGGACCAGCGCGCAAAGAUAGUGACAGCGUUUGAACAAAUGACCCAGCUGAGCGACUGGACGUCCCAACACCUCGACCAGCUCAAAGCCGGUCUUCCAAACGCGGUUGGUACCUCGGUAAAUGUGGCAAACCGCAAGUACAUCUUUGAGAAGGAUCCCGCAUUUGCACAAAUGUUCCUCGGACAGGACAACCGCAUUCAGUAUAUCAAAGAAACCUUUGACCUGGUGACAACAAAUGCCAAAAAGUCACCGGGCGAGCGUGGCGGCAAUAAACCAGGUGCUCUGCGAUUCAUCUGCAGCGCCAAAAACGAGGUUAAGGAUAUUGAUGGUCAGCCCUACUGCGGAACGGGCGAUGGCGUCGCCCAGUCAAUCGCCACGCCGCCAUAUGACCCUAACUACAGGCCAACAAUCGAGCCCAAGUACAGCUUCGAGAAGUCGUCCAGUGUCACCUUCUGUCCGGCUUUUUUCAACAACUUGGAGUUCCCCACCAUUGACGCCGUCGUCGGAUCUGGCGAGCACACUCUGGACAAGGUUGACUGUGCCGAGCGCAUCUUGUUGCACGAGUACAUGCACUUGCCGUGGAUUCGCAAUAUGCCCGGCCACACGGCCAGGUCGCCAGACCACAUUGGCUACUUAAAGGUCGCCGACUACGCCCGCGCCGCGGGCUGGGGACCUAUCAAAGUCAACCCAGACAACUAUACCUGGCUUGCUCUAUAUGCCUAUUUCAACAACAACAAUCAGGGAUGCGGGAGCGAUGUCUGGCCUCCUGGGGAAGCCAAGCCGAACAAGCUGUAG
Messenger RNA from Ilyonectria robusta, 1002 nucleotides. RefSeq lists its product as uncharacterized. The transcript has 4 exons. The record is from RefSeq and is a predicted model, not a curated record. The coding region runs from base 1 to 1002 and encodes 333 amino acids. Lineage: Eukaryota; Fungi; Ascomycota; Sordariomycetes; Hypocreales; Nectriaceae. Gene Ontology annotation, molecular function: metallopeptidase activity.